Molecule: messenger RNA, 1144 nt
Organism: Dioscorea cayenensis subsp. rotundata (Guinea yam)
Lineage: Eukaryota; Viridiplantae; Streptophyta; Magnoliopsida; Dioscoreales; Dioscoreaceae
Product: probable enoyl-CoA hydratase 2, mitochondrial
Exons: 8
Coding region: 46-975 (309 amino acids)
Biological process (GO): fatty acid beta-oxidation
Cellular component (GO): mitochondrion
Molecular function (GO): enoyl-CoA hydratase activity
Source: RefSeq, a predicted model, not a curated record
GAUGUUCACUGUGUUAAUCAUCAUCCCCCUCGAUUUCUCUCUCAAAUGCUUCGUUCCCGAACCCUCAUCGGUGCGGCCCGCCGGAUCGGCGCUGCUUGCUCCUCUCCGAUCUCCCAUCACGGCUUCGGCGGAGCCCUGGCCACCAGAUCGCUCUUCAGGAGGACUCUGAUCAUCCAGACAACCGCGCCGGAGCAAGUGAGAGUUGAGCGGCUCUCCGAUUCCGAUUCUGGGAUUGUUGAGUUGAAGCUGGAUCGACCGGAGGCUAAGAACGCGAUCGGGAAGGAGAUGCUGAAGGGGCUGCAGCGCGCUGUCGAGUUUAUUGAUGGAGAUUCGUCGGCAAAUGUCGUUAUGAUCUCCAGCUCUGUUCCUAGGGUUUUCUGUGCGGGCGCCGAUCUCAAGGAGCGCAGGUCAAUGAAUCCUUCUGAGGUUAAGCUAUUUGUGAACACAUUGCGGUCAACAUUUUCUUCCCUGGAGACACUCUCUGUUCCUACCAUUGCAGUUAUUGAGGGUGCAGCAAUGGGUGGUGGGAUGGAAAUGGUUCUCGCAUGCGACAUUCGAAUAUGCGGGGAGGAUGCUGCAUUUAGUUUGCCUGAGACUGGACUCGCUAUAAUUCCUGGAGCUGGUGGAACCCAACGACUCCCUAGGUUGGUUGGGAGGUCAGUAGCCAAAGAGCUCAUUUUUACUGGACGGAGGAUAGAUGGCAAUCAAGCUGUGUCUAUGGGCUUGGUUAGUUAUUGUCUUCCCGUAGGAGAGGCAUACAUGAAAGCUCUCCAAAUUGCGCGAGAAAUAAACCAUAAGGGCCCACUGGCGACAAGGAUGGCUAAACAAGCUAUCAACGAGGGAAUGGAGGUGGAGAUGGCUGCUGCGCUGGCUCUGGAGGAAGAAUGUUAUGAGCAACUCCUUCAUACACAGGAUCGUCUUGAAGGUUUAGCUGCGUUUGCGGAGAAGAGAAAACCAAUAUACUCCGGCAAAUAGUUUCUUGCCUCAAAGCUUUGUAACUAUGCGCACGGGUUAAUUGGCUGAUUUAUUAAGCUUAACAUUAGUAAUAAGAGUUUCAGCUUCAAGUAUAAUGACUGUAUAAAAAGAAAUUAAUAUUUAUAGAAAAUAGCAUUAUCCAAUUUUCAAAUAAAACUCGUAUUAUUAA